Messenger RNA from Archocentrus centrarchus (flier cichlid), 1017 nucleotides. RefSeq lists its product as uncharacterized. Bases 1 to 1017 code for a protein of 338 amino acids. Lineage: Eukaryota; Metazoa; Chordata; Actinopteri; Cichliformes; Cichlidae. The transcript is spliced from 5 exons. Gene Ontology annotation, biological process: response to bacterium. The record is from RefSeq and is a predicted model, not a curated record.
AUGGUGCUGCUAUGGAUGACACUGCUUUUUCUUCAUCAAGGAUAUUCUCUGGUUCCAGUGAAAACAGUUCAGUUUGGUGAAUCAGCGACUUUAACAUGUGCUUUACCAGAUGAAGAGCUCGGCAGCAGAAAAAUCCACUGGUACAAGCAGCGUGUUGGGGAUACUCUUAAAAUCAUUGUGACACUGUUAAAAGCUACAGAGCCUCAGUAUGCUUCACCAUUUUUGGAAGCAAAAUUUUAUGUACGUAAUGAUAAACAUUUUAGCAAACUGACCAUUUUGGAGACAGCCCGAGAAGAUGAGGGAAUGUAUCACUGUGGAAUAACAAACUGGGCUGAUACUGAAUGGAGUGGGACAUAUUUGUUGAUAAAAGGAAACAUUCAAAGGACAUCAAACUAUAUUGUUGUCCAGCAGCCAGUUGAAUCAAAUCCAGUCCGUCCAGGAGACACAGCAGAUCUCCAGUGUUCAGUCUUCUCUGACUCUGAGAACGAGACAUGUCCAGGAGGUCAUAAUGUGUUCUGGUUCAGAGCUGGAUCUCAUCCAAACAUCAUCUACACUGAUGGAAACAGUACGAAUCAAUGUGAGAAAAGAGCUCAGACUCAGAAGAAAUGUGUUUAUCGCUUCUCAAAGAACAUCAACUCCUCUGAUGCUGGGACUUAUUACUGUGCUGUGGCCACAUGUGGGGAGAUAUUAUUUGGCAAUGGAACUACACUGAAACUUGACCAAACAACACAAUCAAUAUUUAUUCAAAUGGCAAUAUUAAUACCCUGUUUGGCAAUUUCUGUCAUUGGAAAUGUUUUCUUCAUCUACAACCGAUGGGUAUGUAAAAAAUUUAAAAUGUGUCUAAAGAUUUUCUUAUCAUCAUCUAAACAAUUUGUGUAUGCUUUUUUUGGUACCACACAGUCUGAAGCUGAUGAUGAAGUAAACUAUGCUGCACUGAAUUUCUCUGAAAGAAAAACAAGAGGAAGAAGGAUGGGCGAGUUCGCUGAGGACAGUGUGUUCUCUCAAAUACUGAGCUGA